Bombina bombina (fire-bellied toad) is the source of this 3291-nucleotide messenger RNA. RefSeq names its product plasminogen activator, urokinase (gene PLAU). Lineage: Eukaryota; Metazoa; Chordata; Amphibia; Anura; Bombinatoridae. Gene Ontology annotation, molecular function: serine-type endopeptidase activity. The transcript is spliced from 11 exons. The coding region runs from base 64 to 1362 and encodes 432 amino acids. The record is from RefSeq and is a predicted model, not a curated record. Gene Ontology annotation, biological process: plasminogen activation; regulation of cell adhesion mediated by integrin.
CAGAAAUCAUCUACUGGGAACAGUACACUGGAUAUUCUUUGUUGAAAAUUUAAAGCACACAAGAUGAAGCUUGUUCUAAGUUUCCUGUUUAUUUGCGUCUUUCUUAAGGAGGUUGAAUCCAUAACUCUUAGAAAAAAACAAAGCGCAUCAGAAGAAUGCGUCUGUCUGCAUGGUGGUACCUGCGUAUAUUAUAGGAUCUACAAAAGGCCAUACCGAUGCGUCUGUCAAAAAGGUUACGCUGGAGAACAAUGUGAAAUAGAUACAAAAGCUAUAUGCUACAAUGACAGAGGUCACGAUUAUAGAGGAACUGCUUCUAAGACAUCUGGUGGGCAUGACUGCUUAGCUUGGGACUCUCAUCGUCUAAAACACAAAGUGUUUAAUACUCAGAAAGAGGGGGCUCUGAAACUGGGUCUUGGGAAGCACAACUUUUGCAGGAAUCCAGAUAAAGGAAGCAAACCAUGGUGUUAUUUUAAAAAUGGAAGACAAAUUCAAGCAAUGUUCUGUGAUCUUCCCAACUGUGAGAUAGAGAAGAGCCCAGAUUCUACCUGUGGUCAGCGUCAGCAUAAAAUGUACAAAGUAGUGGGCGGAAGCAGCACUUCCAUUGAGUCUCAUCCAUGGUUAGCAACUCUCUACCAGACUGACAGACGAAGACAGGAAAAAUAUGUGUGCGGUGCCAGCCUCAUUAACCCCUGCUGGGUUCUUACUGCAGCUCAUUGUUUCUCCGGCAGUAACAUCCCAGAACCCAAAGAUUUUUCAGUUAUACUGGGGAAAUCUUUACUGUUUGAAACCAAUAAGGACCUGGAACAGAAAUUCCAAGUAGAGAAAAUUAUUCUUCAUUCUGAAUACAGUGAUGAAACCGGAGCACAUAAUAAUGAUAUUGCGUUGAUAAAAAUCAGGUCACCGUCUGGAAAGUGCGCUUCUCUAACAGAUUCCGUGCAGACCAUCUGCCUCCCGCCUUCUGGGCUUCAGCUGAGUGACGCUACAAAGUGUGAGGUUGCUGGAUUUGGCAAAGAGCACUACAAUAAUUUUCUCUACUCAGAAAAACUGAAGUCUGUACAGGUGGAGAUAAUAUCACAGAGCCGCUGCCAGUCAGAAGACUAUUACGGAAAUCUAGUAAAUAAUAAUAUGUUUUGCGCUGGAGACCCUGAAUGGAAGGUGGAUGCAUGCAGUGGGGACUCUGGAGGGCCUCUGAUCUGUGAGCACAAUGGACAGAUGAUUCUGUAUGGCAUAAUAAGCUGGGGGGACGAAUGUGCCAAGGAGAACAAGCCAGGAGUUUAUACCCGAGUUACUAAAUACCUGCCUUGGAUUAAUGCACUAUUGACAGACAACAAUAAGUUAUCGAAUAAGUCAAUUCCAAAAUAAUGACUUCUCCUUCCAAAGUUUCUCACCAGACUGUAAGAUAACUUCUGAGAACCCUUUCACUGCCAACACAAAGGGUUAUGGUUUACAGAACAGCAGAAUGCAUAAGCUGCAAAUUUUAUAUAAUUUUAAAAGUUUGUGAUCAGUACAAGAAAUUAUUUGUACAUUAAUAGUUUCAGAUACAUAGAUGACUUACAUGAUGAAAGUUUUGAAACCAUUCAGUUCUACCAAAUAUAAAAGAUGGCAUGUACACCUUAAAACUGAGAUAUGUUCAGCUUUUAUUAUGCUGAAGUGAAGGUUAAUUGCACUUAUGUUCCGUUAAGUGUCUCUACUGCUCAAGGAUGACUUAAUAAUUGGUUAGGGAUAAUUUUAUCCUAAGUCAAUUAGUGCCUUAGGAAUGUGAUCUGUACUAGCUGUUUGAAGUAACUCAAAAGCAUAGCAAUUGAAAAUCAUCUUCUCCAAGAUGCUAGGGGUUCAUACACACCAAAUAUGCGUACAGAACUUAUUUUCAUUUACGUGUAUCCAUUAAUUUAUAUAAGAACCCUCUGUAAAUAUGUAAUGAAUAAUUUAUUCUAAUGUAAUUAUUGGAAUAAUAUUUAUAUUAAUAUUUUUUAUUUAACACCUACAUAUGAAGGAUGCAAUAUGUUCUAAUGACUAAUGUUCUACUGUGAGUUCAGGUAGCCAUACUAUAGUUGUUUACUAAUAGUUAUUAAUGUUAAUAAUAUUGUUUUCUCUGUAUUAAAUAACUAAGAAAAAUAUGUGCAAGCCAUUCCUUUCCCUGUAAUUUCAAUAUCAGUUCAAGUUGACCUACCAAAACUGAUAGACUUAUUGUCUAAUAGAUUUAUAUUUUGGUCUUUUUGUAUUUAGCUCUCUUAAAGGGACAUGAAACCCAAAAAAUGGCUUUCAUGAUUCAGAUAGAUCAUACAAUUUUUAAACAACUUUCCGAUUUACUUCUAUUAUCUAAUUUGCUUCAUUCUCUUGGUAUCCUUUGUUGAAGGAGCAGCAAUGCACUACUGGGAGUAAGCUGUAAGCUGAAAGCCAAUGGCAAUAUGCAUAUAUGUGUAGCCACCAAUCAUCAGGUUCUGAGUCUACCUAGGUAUACUUUUCAACAAGGGAUACAAAAAGAACAAAACAAAUUAGAUGAUAGAAGUAAAAUGGAAAGUUAUUUAAAAUUGCAUGCUUAGUCUAAUUCAUGAAAGAGAAAUUUGGGUUACAUGUCCCUUUAAGAAUAUGCCUAAAUCUUUUACUGCAUUAUAUUCAACAACCUGUGCUGAGAGGAGUCUUUUUGAUUUUACUACUGUUUCAGUAAAAUAUAGUUUAAUGUCCACAAAACCUGGUGCUCACCAGGUUCAAAGCACUACCUCUUGUUGAAGUUUAUUAUUAUAUUUUACUUAAAUAGUACAAUACAUAACAAGGUAUCCAAAACAGUACUGGGUAAUUGUUCUAAUAGAACCUUGUUUGGUAUAAUACUGUACAUAUUUUUAUUUAAUACUACUACUGGCAUAUUACAAUAAUUUGAUUGUCAUUUUAUGCAAAGAUUUACUGUAGUGCUCUGUAGCUCUUUUGUGUUAAAUUGUAUUUCUUAAAUCACAUGAAAAGGUUCAAAUUAAUUUUUUUCUUCAAUUUCAAAAAUGUAUAUGAAUAUGACUGUGCCCCCGUAUGUAUUCUUCUGUAAGGAAUAUAUUGAGAAUGUUAAACAGACACACAUAUUGUUACAAACCAUGACUCUGUGCCUUGCUAUGUAAUCCAUUGACUGGAAAAAAAGGACCAUAAUUUACUUUAUAGCUACAGGUAGUCCUCUUUUAUAGCUAAGGGAAUAAACAUCCUUUUAUGGGCUGGUCCCUUAAGCGUUAACUUAUUUAUUUGUUUAUUUUUAUUUAUUUAUUUGUAUUUUAUUUUUAAUUCAUAUUAAUAAAUUAUUUUUAUGCAUAA